Molecule: messenger RNA, 2656 nt
Organism: Malaya genurostris
Lineage: Eukaryota; Metazoa; Arthropoda; Insecta; Diptera; Culicidae
Exons: 3
Coding region: 544-2466 (640 amino acids)
Biological process (GO): positive regulation of neuron differentiation; negative regulation of Notch signaling pathway
Cellular component (GO): nucleus
Molecular function (GO): transcription corepressor activity; DNA binding
Source: RefSeq, a predicted model, not a curated record
CUAAGGCAAAACAUCAUAUCCUGUUCGAACGAUUUUGGGACUGGACACCGGAUCACUCAACUUCGGAUAAGUGAUAAUAUUUUGUUCUGUGUUGUUUGAAUAUUUUAUUCCAUUUUCUAAACACUUGUUUGGGCGCUAAUUUAAAAAUCACGAAGUUUGGUUUGCCUGCGUAAGUCUACUGCAUUCGCGCAUACUACACCAUUCAUGCGGGUUCGAUUUCUUAUUAGUGUUGGUUACGACCUGUCUUCCUUUCUCGUACACAACGCCGUGUAGUAUUUGGCGUUUGGCGGUUUUUACUUCAUUCAAUUUUGUGUCUGCUUACAGGAGCACAUCAGAAAGGAGUAUUUUCUGUUGUAGUAAGUUAUGAAGUAUUCGUUUAGUAUUUAUAACUAAUUGAUUUGAUCGUCGAUUGAUUGAUACCAAUGCUGAGUUCUGCGCAGUCAGAUUAACAAAACAAUUGGAUUUGGUAGCUUGAUUGGAUUCAAUUUUCUCCUGUGCAUUCAAAAUUUCCAUUGUACCAGACAGAACAGCUGGUAAUACAAUAUGGCAACUGUGCAGAGUGGUAAGGUGGCCAUGCAGUACAAUCAGCACUACAAUCCGGUCGAAGGAAAUCCGAUUCCGGGCGUAAUAGCAGUAGGACCAGUGGCUGUACAGCCCGAUAUUCAGUACACCGCAGUAACUCAGUUGCAGCAGCACCAGCUUCCGGAACGGCAGUCAACGAAGCCUAUUAUACUGAAUCACCUCGUCGGGACAUCGGCGAUGAGUGGAAAUCAGCUGACACCAAAUUUCAAUAAAAUUGAGCAGCCGAAACCGGUAGCACCGGCACUGUCGAAUUUAUUGCUGCUAGUGGAAUGGGAUAUGCCUCCGGGUGAACCGAACGCAUACUCGAUAAUUGACUCUUCGGAACUUGUGCUCCAAGGUAACAACAUGCGGGAAACGAUCCACACUGGGAAAAACAUUCUUGUAAGACGAGGCAAGAAAGUUCAACAGGCAACCGUGGUAAUUAUUUCCGACGACAAACAAUUUAUUGAGACCGAGCUCCGACAGCUUCGUAAGAUGGCAGCAGACAACCUGUUUCGCAAUAUGUCGACAUUAUCUCAAAAUCAGAAUAUCGAUCAAAACAACAAACGUCGGAGGACAGAAUCAGUUGCCAUCGCUCAAAAUGAGAUAGAACCUGCCAGUCCAGAGUACGAGCCAAUGCCGAUUCCUUCGCAGAUCGCGACAGCCAACUGGGUUAACAGCUGCAAACCGGACCGUGUCAUAUCGCCCUCUCCAUCGGUGAUGACGAUGCAUUUAUCUACCCCGUUUCCUCCUCCAAAGGCUCCUCCGAUGACAUUCCAUCAGCAGACACAGACGGACUGUAGAUUCUUUCCUCAGGAGAGCAGCCGCAGCAACCAACCCGAAUUGGCGCGAAUACUGUCACUACAGGAAAGCAUCCUAGCCGAACAGAAAAGUGUUCGUAUGGAGAAUGAGUACAACAGAAAGAUGAUGUAUGAUAUUGUGGAACAGUUGAACUCCUUCUCCGAAACAUUAAAGAAUUUGGUAUCCAAAGUAGAUUCAGUACAGAAAUAUGAAAUAACCGAAAUGGGUAAGGAAGAUCCAGUGUCCAACGUUUCCAGCUAUGUGGUACUGGGAACUGGCGGCGAAGAAAGUCGUGACCGGCUAUCGAGUGUAACCGAUUCGGUUCUUCCUCGGCCCAUGCCUUCUAAUGAAAACAGCAAUAACUUGACCAUGGACCAGAUAAGUAUUCACGAGGACAGCAAUAUGUCGUUCAGCCAAACAAAGUUUUCCCCUCCAGACGACAACUCAUCAGCCACAUCUACACCAAAGAAUCUCAACUUUUGCAACCGCCUUUCAGCUUCGGCCCUUAGCCUUAGCAAUGCAAGUAUGCAUUCUCAAAGUAGCAAUACUUUAAAUCAGAACAAAUCGAUCGUUAACGAUGUGCUAAAAGAUUGGCACGACGAGGAUAGUGAUGAUUCAGAAAUGACACCGAUUGGUCCGAACAACACUAUGGUGAAGAAACAAGUCCUACGUGCAAUUAACUGGACCAGCUACAAAGCCGCCACUCGCAAACUGCUAAUGACCCUAUUUUCUCGAUCCAUGCUUGCAUCGCAUACUCUUACUGGGCGCCCAUCUCCGGCCUUCAUGGGAGACAGAGCGAAACCGUUAAAAGACAAACUAGAUCAGAAGAUUAUAGCCGAUAUAAUCGCCAUUGUAACCAAAUCCUGUAACGUUUCGGAAUCUAUGGUACGCACUGCCAUUACGACGAAAUGUGCAGAUGAAAACAAAAUGAACAGAAUGAAAAACAGUAAAGUGUCGUCCCAAACUGUGAUGACUCAGUUCGUAAAGGAUCCGCAAAUGGUUACUCAACCACAACAAAACUCCUCCCAUCUACCUGCAGUGGAACAUGCGGCACCAGUAUUUUCCCGAAGGAUCAAACGCGAAAACAAAGAAAACGUUCACUGAUGUAAGAAGUGACUGGUGAAUGUUACUGCCAAAAAGAAGGUUAUUGACGAGGCUGCCAUCCGUUAUUCUCUUACUUUUGAUAACCGGACGAUAUUAUAAUUGGUAUUUUAUAGGAGUAUUGAGCCUAUUAAAAUAGGACGAUAGUUUUAACGCGUUAGAAUUAUAUUACAAUAGAUCGUUUUUGCGGCGA